This is a messenger RNA of Drosophila guanche, 1657 nucleotides long. RefSeq names its product solute carrier family 17 member 9 (gene MFS18). Gene Ontology annotation, biological process: transmembrane transport. The coding region runs from base 220 to 1536 and encodes 438 amino acids. Gene Ontology annotation, molecular function: transmembrane transporter activity. NCBI's taxonomy places the organism in Eukaryota, Metazoa, Arthropoda, Insecta, Diptera, Drosophilidae. The transcript has 3 exons. The record is from RefSeq and is a predicted model, not a curated record.
UUUUGCCAAAAACCAGCUGGUGGUUCCGUGAAAAAUAGCCACGUAAAAAUACAAAAUUAUAGAAAGUGUUUCCCAUAGAAAGUAAACAACGCUGCUUGCUCGACCCAACAACAGAACAUGCCACAGCAGCAAGCGGCAGCUGGGGAAAUGUGUGACGUGCAAGAAGAGUUCUCAGCAUAGCGCACGUACGUAGCACACAUUUUCAGUUUAUUAGACACCAUGGAUGAGAAACUCAAGUAUUCGCUGCUGCGUGGUGAGCUGGUGGACACACAAAGCAUAUGGACAAGGCACGAGAAACGCAUUUGGUUCAUCACACUGAUAACGGGCACAUGUAUGCUCUAUUCGACACGUACAACCAUGCCACUGCUGGUGCCGGCAGUGGCAGCAGCACAAAAAUGGAGCAAAACCGAUUCGGGCACCGUGCUGAGUUCCUUCUUUUGGGGCUACACCCUGACACAGGUGGUGGGCGGUUACUUUAGCGAUCGUUUCGGUGGCCAAAGGGUCAUACUAUUUGCUGCCAUUGGCUGGUCACUCAUCACAUUCCUGAUGCCCACGAUUAUCUGGUCGGUGGGUUCCAUCAAGAGCUAUGCCAUUCCAUUUAUUGUGGCCAUUAGGAUACUGAAUGGAGCCUUUCAGGGUGUGCACUUUCCCAGCAUGAUCAGUUUGACGAGUCAGAACCUCUGCCCAAACGAACGCAGCAGCUUCUUUGGCUUGCUCACUGCUGGCUCGGCUCUCGGCACCCUACUCACCGGCAUUAUGGGAUCCUUUCUGCUCGAUUACUUCGGCUGGUCGUAUGUCUUCCGUGUCAUUGGCCUCAUGGGCAUUGCCUGGGCCUUGGUCCUGCGCUACUAUGCCAUGGCCGGGGAGCGCAAUCGCAUCAUCAACAUAGCCACACCCUCGCGACUGUGCGCGAAUCGUACGCCCGCGGAGACUGCUGUGCCCUGGCUGCGCUACUUCAGUCGCUUGUCCUUUUGGGCUUGUGUCCUGACGCAUGCCUGCGAGAUGAAUUGCUUCUUUGUGCUGCUCUCCUGGCUGCCCACAUACUUCCACGAUGGUUUCCCACACGCCAAGGGCUGGGUGGUGAACAUGAUACCCUGGCUAGCCCUGCCACCAUGCACACUUUUUGCCAAAUACUUGACGACGCGUCUGCUGGCACGCGACUGGCACACCACGACGGUGCGCAAGUUCAUUCAAAGCUGCUGCUUUGCCGCCCAGAACCUGGCGCUAUUCGUGAUGAGUCGCACCACGGAUUUCCACACGGCACUCAUCUGUAUGACGAUCAUCAUAGGCGGCACGGGCUUCCAUAAUAAUGCGGUGACGGUGAACCCACAGGACUUGGCACCGCUACACUCCGGCAGCGUCUUCGGACUGAUGAACACAGUGGGCGCUAUACCGGGAUUCCUUGGUGUGUACCUCGCGGGGCACAUACUGGAGCUGACACAAAGCUGGCCAAUGGUGUUCAGCGCUGCUGCGGGCAUCAAUCUCGUGGGUUGGAUUAUAUUUCUGGUGUUUGGCUCCGCUGAGGCGAUUGUUUAAGCACCGAACAUACUUUAAUUUAUGUAUAUUUUAUGUGUAUAUAUUUUAAGGCCCAGAAUUAGCGUUAAGUAGCGAAAAUCCUACAGCUCCUACGGCGUGAUAAAAUAUUUAAACAAACUCA